UCAGGAUUCAGAGGGCCCUUUGGAGGAACAUGAUGAUAGGGAUGUUCCAUCACUUUUUGAUCCGACGGCACUGACACAGGAUGACGAUGAUACAAUCCCCCCCACACAAGCAGAUGACGAGACACUUCCGCCGACGCAGGACAUGGAGACUGCAGAGAGUGAUAUGCCACUCUUGGAUGAAGGGCCAGGCUCCGACCCCACUCUGAUGACAGGAACAGAGGCGGGCAAUAUGGCACCAUUGGACGAGAUGACAUCGCACGACGCUGGUUCGUCAAAGAAAAAGCAGGGGAGAGGGGCGGCACGAAUGCCGCGUGGAUGGGGAAAAGAUCACAGGAUGCUUGUAUUCACAUCGCCGGAUGGUAAAAGCAUCGUCGGACCCGACGUAAACGAGUACAAGACAGCCAUUGGGGUCAUUGCACGCAACGGAGCUCGACUUCCUCUACAUUACCCCACGUUCGCUGAGAUACCGGAGACGAAGAGACAGGGUGCAUGGAUGGAGGUUCAGAGUAACAGCGGAUUACCAGACUCAGCGGAGAAAGUGGUCUUGGCUGACCUAAGGGAAGUUUGGAGGCACUGGAAAUACAGCAUCAAAUCAACUUACUUCAAUCCGAUCGAGGACGAUGAAGAAGCACUGAAGAAGGUUCCCUCAAGCAGGAUUGUGCCCGAUCAGUGGCCGAAGUUGGUUGAGUAUUGGCGCGACGAGAAGGUGAAGCUUCAAUCCAAGAAAAAUGCGUCGAACGUAGCGAAAAGAAGCUUUCCACAUCGUACUGGGCGGAAGUCAUUCACGACUCUGGCAGAGGAGAUCAAGGCAAAGGGGAAGGACCCCGACAAUCUGGAGAUUUGGAUUUCCAGUCGCACACAAGGCAAGGGAAAGGAUGACCAAGAAACCGAGGAGAUAUUGAAUGAGCUAAACAAGGUUCCCCCUGAAGGGCGGACUCCCUCUGUUCGGGAGACUCUGUACCGACGGGCCCUUGGGGGAAAGAUUAAGAAGCGGUCAAAGGUCGACAGUGCGGCAAGUUCAGCUCAUCCCCGCAGCGAGUCAACUGGUUUAACAGACAGUGUAGCAUUCCAGCAUGGGUGGGAACAACUACAGAAUGGAAUGGAGGAGCUGAAGGCAAUGAUGGAUGAGUUCAAAACCAUCAAGGCUGAUGUGUAUGCAUUCAUGCACAGAAACUCCGGAGCGGUUACUGGCCAGGCAGGCACAUCUCGUAUUGAUUCAGUCCCUGAGAUUCCCAGGCCUGUGUCCGAGCCAAGCAUGACGGUCGGCACACAUGUGCUUCUAUUAUCCCGCACCGGUGAGAAAAAAGUUGUUGCAGAGGGACUUCUGCUCUGCCCCCCUGGGCCAGGUGACACACUUUCCUUGGUCAAGGUCUUCGUGACAUCCGCGUCAGUCCCGGACACACCCCUUAUUUUGCCGACCAUUUCUGGGGCGACUACCCUUCGCGAUGUCGUCGGCGAAGAUCCUAUUGAGUGGAGCUACAAGGACCUCAUGCGCCGGGCUUGAAAUGUUGGUACCGAUACACCCAUGUUAAUUGCCCCGUUUGUCAUAUGGAUUGAAUGUCGAACCUGUCUUUGGAUGGAUUGUGUUGAGUUUUUGUUGAACUAUGUCUGGAAUUGAUGCGUAGACCUUUGUGGUUUGAAUUCGUAUGGUGAAAAAUGUGCCUAAUGGGAUUGAUGGAUAACCGUAUUUGCUUAUUGCGUUGUUUACUUGUGUUUGAACUGUUAAGCACGUUUUGCGGAACAGGUUGUUGAUGUGUAGAUACUAGUAGGCUUGUUCUAUGGGUUGCUUUACUUUGUUGGUAGGUAUGGAAUUCAGAUUUUAAUA
Messenger RNA from Andrographis paniculata, 1825 nucleotides. RefSeq lists its product as uncharacterized. The record is from RefSeq and is a predicted model, not a curated record. Bases 143 to 1504 code for a protein of 453 amino acids. The transcript has 11 exons. Lineage: Eukaryota; Viridiplantae; Streptophyta; Magnoliopsida; Lamiales; Acanthaceae.